Thlaspi arvense is the source of this 216-nucleotide messenger RNA. NCBI's taxonomy places the organism in Eukaryota, Viridiplantae, Streptophyta, Magnoliopsida, Brassicales, Brassicaceae. The record is from the annotation of a GenBank genome assembly.
AUGUUAAGCAAGCAUCCUAUUCAUUUUGAUCCCAUUUCAAAGAAAAUUCUUGACAACAUAGUCUCUCAUUCUCCAAUCUCGCGCCCAGGAGAGCCCGAGGAAGUCUCAUCAUUAGUGGCAUUCCUCUGUUGCCCUGCUGCUUCCUACAUCACUGGCCAGGUCAUUGGUGUUGAUGGUGGAUGUACUAUCCAUGGCGUGCCUACUUCUGAGUUGUAA